This is a messenger RNA of Rhodamnia argentea, 989 nucleotides long. RefSeq names its product fatty acid desaturase 4, chloroplastic. Bases 60 to 968 code for a protein of 302 amino acids. The record is from RefSeq and is a predicted model, not a curated record. Lineage: Eukaryota; Viridiplantae; Streptophyta; Magnoliopsida; Myrtales; Myrtaceae. The transcript has a single exon.
UACUUCUUCUCUCGCUCCCCACUAUGUUGUAAUGGUUUCUUUCUUGCACAGCGACCUCCAUGUCUGUUGCAUUUCAUCACAAGUUACUUCACUCUUCGGCUAUCCAUGAGCGACCUCAUGUCCCCAAGGGCCGCGUCUGUUGCUUGGCUGCCACCACAACCAAGCCCCGCCCUGGCCCGACUGAGCUCGCCAUGGAACCGCGGCCGUUGACGUCCCCGGCUCCGCUGAUAUCGCCGGCCCGCCCGAUGCUCGAUGACCCAUCGUUGAAAUCCACAUGGGGCCACCGCGCGUGGCUUGCCUGCGGGUGCACCACCGUGCUCGUUGCUCUAGCCAAGUCCGUGGUCGCCUCGUGCGAGUCUCACAUGUGGGCCGAGCCCGUCUUGGCUGGAGCGGUCGGGUAUGUCCUGGCGGACCUCGGAUCGGGAGUCUACCACUGGGGCAUCGACAACUAUGGCGACGCGUCGACCCCGGUCUUCGGGGCCCAGAUAGAAGCCUUCCAGGGGCACCACAAGUGGCCCUGGACGAUCACCAGGCGCCAGGCGGCAAACAAUCUCCACGCGCUGGCUCGCGCGGUGGCGUUCGUGGUGGGCCCGAUCGACUUCCUUUGCAGCGACCCGACGAUGCUCGGGUUCGCGGCCGUGUGCUCGGGCUGCAUCAUGUUCAGCCAACAGUUCCACUCGUGGGCUCACAGCACGAAGAGCAAGCUCCCGCCGUCGGUGGUGGCAUUGCAGGAUCUCGGGGUGCUCGUGUCGCGGUCGCAGCACGCGGCCCACCACCGGGCGCCGUACAACAACAACUACUGCAUCGUGAGCGGGGCGUGGAACGAGUUUCUGGACGAUCGGAAGGUGUUUGAGGCGCUGGAGAUGGUGCUGUUCUUCAAGUUUGGGCUGAGGCCGCGGUCCUGGAGCGAGCCGAGUUCCGAGUGGACCGAGGCUGACGAGAAGGACUGGCAUCAAGUUGAAGCUUGACGGGCUGCUUUUCUCACGUUG